Messenger RNA from Ahaetulla prasina, 1286 nucleotides. RefSeq names its product male-enhanced antigen 1 (gene MEA1). NCBI's taxonomy places the organism in Eukaryota, Metazoa, Chordata, Lepidosauria, Squamata, Colubridae. Gene Ontology annotation, biological process: spermatogenesis. The record is from RefSeq and is a predicted model, not a curated record. The transcript has 4 exons. Bases 306 to 845 code for a protein of 179 amino acids.
AGACUCUUCAAUUAAGAUAAAAAGAGCUAGUAAAGAGGUAUAAAACUGCGUAUCAUAGAUUCGACUCGUGGCUUCCUCUCUGUGCCCAAUUAAUUCGGAGUAAUUGGUUAAGCUAAUUUCGAGGAGAUUUAAAAAAAAAGACUGCACACUGCCUGUAGUUAAACUAAAGAAACCUCUAUAAGCUGCAAUAACUGCCAUCGGUUUGGAUGCUAUUGAAGGGGAAUAAGAGUUGUGGGAAAGGAGACAGUCGAUGGUAAAAUGGUGGACUAGCAUCUUUAUUCUGAGGGUGGGCAGGAUCCAGUUGCAUGGCCUUAGAGACAGUAGUGACACAGAGAAUGGGUCCAGAGAGGAUCUGUCCAAAUGAGCAUGAGGAGCUGGGCCUUCAAGAACCAUCUGAUGGAAUUCUUGAUCCUGUUGGCGAAUGGAGUAGUGAAGAACCAGAAGAUGAGGAGGAAGAGAGUAUUGAUAAUGGCUAUGUAUAUCAGCCACUGAACCAAGAACCGGAUCAGGGAUCAACAACACAUGAAUUAACAGCAACUAGCACAGACCCAGCCCUUGACAUCAAUCAGCGACUUCAGGCAAUGAGACUACAUCUGCCUGACCCACCUAUCGAAAGUGAUAAUGAGGAUGAGGAGAAACUUGUAGCUCAAAGCAGUCACAGCUCAAUCCCCAUGGAUCCAGAACAUGUGGAAUUAGUGAAAAGGACCAUGGCUGGAGUCAAGCUCCCUACACUGAGCAUUCCUGCAUGGGCCAAUGAGAUAUCAAAUGAGCAGUGGCAGGAUAUGGUGCAACGAACACUGCAAGACAGACAAAGUCAGAAUGGCUUUAAGCCAGAAUGGAAAUGAAGAGCCCCAGUGAGCUACAAAGAAAACAGCUAAACUGGAGUUAAUCUACUUUAAACUAUCUUUCUCUAAAGUUAUCUCACCUUUCUCCAUCAUUGAACCUAUCAAUUCAUCUGGUAAAACUGCAAAUAAUUCACCAGUUGUCUGUAGUACUUAGUUAUAAAUGCUUAGUGAUGGUGACCGUGAGGCUGUUUUCUUAAUCUUGAGAAAAAGAAAAAAGUGUUUUGGAUAUGUGUUUAGUCUGUUCUUUCUCGUCUUCCCCACUACUUAUUAUAACACAUGGGCUAAAGAGCUAAACGUGGCCAUGAGGUGCAGUCCAGUGUAUCAUCUUUUCAAGAGAUCCAUUUUAUUUAGUUCUGUACAUACAGGGACAUCUGUACAAAAUCCAACACUGUCAUACUAUGUAAUACUCUACUGAAAAUAAAGUACACCAUAUGUACAUAA